AUGCUAUCCACGCUUGCUCUGAUUGGCGUCAUUCUCACAGCCGAUGCAAUAGGAGCCUCGUCUCCCCAUGGGCACCAUGAGAUACCCAAAGCGCCGUCGUUUGUCCUCGAUUUUGCUCCACUGAUUGCGCUGGACCAAAACGAGAUCUUCUUCCCAUCUGAUAUUGCCCAGCAGCUAGUUCACACAGUUCCCGAAGUCAACUUCACCAGGGUCGACAGAAGUGCGCAUUUGACACUCGACAACCUGAAUGGACUCAACAAGUUUGGCAAUACUUCGGUCUUUCUCACCUCCAAGGACGACGUGACCGACCUCGCAAGGGAGCCGUCGUGGGUUCACGGUGUCAAGCCGAAUGGCCGAGGUGAAACAAAGAUCACUCCAUCACCGAUGCUUUUUACUUUUACUUCUAUGCCUUCAACGAUGGCGGACACGUUGCCGGAGUUCCGGAAGACUUCCAUGUUGCUGACUGGGAGCACACCAUGGUCCGAUUCCCAUACCGAGGGAGGAGAAGCCUUCUCAUAUAACGCACUGCAGAAGAUAGGAAAGAGAGCGCUCGUGUUCUCGGCAUUUGGUAGCCACGCGAAUUAUGCCACAAAGGGUUCUCACAACAUCCCGUUUGUCAUUCCCCCGCUGCCUGCAAUCAACUUGAGCUCUAUUUCGAUCCCCGGAAUACCCUCUGGUGUCCUGGACAAUUUGAAUUUGUCUGCAAUUCUACAGGUCGUUGUCUCCUUAACCCCUCUACAAGACAAGACGUCAAUGGGUCCGCUGUGGGAUCCGGUUGCCAAUGCCUUUGCUUACAACUACACCUUUGACUUCAAUCGUCAUCGCGCCGCAGAAGAGAACAACCGAUUUGCUCCCUUGGCAACCACAAGCCACGCCGAUCCUCCGACUAACUGGUUGACUUACUUUGGCCAGUGGGGAGACGAACAAUAUCCGUUGACCGACGUGCGACAGUAUGAGAUUCUGAAUAUUCCCUCGCUGGCGUACUUUCAAAGUGGGCCGAACGGACCAGUGUUUAAACAUCUUAUCCGAUCUACGGUGUGUCCGCCGGGCGUCAGUUGCACGCAUCUGACAAAGUUCCCAUUCCGUCCCCUUCGACCUUGGCUUGCUUGCUGA
Molecule: messenger RNA, 1113 nt
Organism: Trichoderma citrinoviride
Lineage: Eukaryota; Fungi; Ascomycota; Sordariomycetes; Hypocreales; Hypocreaceae
Exons: 5
Coding region: 1-1113 (370 amino acids)
Source: RefSeq, a predicted model, not a curated record